AUGUCCUUGGGCACGGCGCGCCACCUACCAUUUUGCCUUCGCUCCCCCUGAAAUCUGAAUCUCGGUCGACUCCGCCGCCGCUCCAUGCCUCCCUCGCCGCCGCAGCUGCCGCCGCCGGCCAUGGAGGAGGUCGAGGUGGAGGACGCCUCCGACGACGAGAUGGUGGGGGGAGAGGCGCCGCCACUUGCCCCAGCCCCUGCCCCGCCUGCCGGCGAGGGCGCCGAGGCGAGCCGUGCCGCGUCGGGGUCGGGGGGGACGGAGGGCGGAGAAGGGGCCGACGAGGAGGACGAGGAUGAGGACGAAGAAGACGACUCGGACGACGAAGAAGACGAGGAUUCGGAGGACGAAGGGGACGAAGACGAAGACUCCGACGAGGAGGGGGAGGACGAAGGCCAAGACUCUGACGACGACGACGAAGACGAGGACGAGGACUCGGAUGAGGAGGAGGACGACGAAGACGAGGAGGAGGAGGAGGAGGAGGACGACGAGUAGCAUGGGAUGGAAGUGGAGCCUGUGGCGUUCGCAUCUGGGUGAGGAUGAAAUGAAGAUGCAAGUAGCUGAAGGGUCGGUUUGCACUGAUGCUUAAGUGUAUGUAAGGGAUGGCACUCGGUAACCGAAUGUUGCGGAUGAAGAAUAUUGACUGCGGCAUGACUAAAUAUUGUCCUCAGGGUUGAUGGCUUAGUGACCUCUGAAGCUUCUGUUGCUGAUUCUCUGUUUCUACUAUGUACUGUAUUGUUCUGCUCAUCUGAGACCUGUAUCUGCUAUUUGAGGAGGAAACUUUGCGUGCCACGAUUCUAUCUUUCAUCGAAAACUUACAAGUCAUAUGUAAAACUUUGAGUGUAUCAUCAGUGAAUGGAUUUUCGGUUCAGGUUUUAAGAACCUCA
Molecule: messenger RNA, 884 nt
Organism: Triticum aestivum (bread wheat)
Lineage: Eukaryota; Viridiplantae; Streptophyta; Magnoliopsida; Poales; Poaceae
Product: nucleolin
Exons: 2
Coding region: 85-492 (135 amino acids)
Source: RefSeq, a predicted model, not a curated record